Cajanus cajan (pigeon pea) is the source of this 3151-nucleotide messenger RNA. Its product is annotated as glutamate receptor 3.6. Gene Ontology annotation, cellular component: membrane. Gene Ontology annotation, molecular function: ligand-gated monoatomic ion channel activity. The record is from RefSeq and is a predicted model, not a curated record. Lineage: Eukaryota; Viridiplantae; Streptophyta; Magnoliopsida; Fabales; Fabaceae.
GCCUCACUUGGGAACACGAUCUCACACUCAUGCAUAAAUAAGUAGACAACAACUAGUUAUUUCAGGGAACGUGUAAAGAGACACAUUUGUGUUCUUCCAAUUCAUUCAAAGCUUACCACAGACAAAAAUUGGAAAAUACAACAUGAACAAAGUUUGGUUCCUUGUCCUUGUGAUCCUCUACGGUGGCUUUUCCUCAAAAGGAAGCAGCAAUGUUUCUACAAGACCAAGUUCCGUUAACAUUGGGGCAAUUUUAUCUUUCAACUCUACAAUUGGAAGAGUGGCUAAAGUUGCCAUACAAGCUGCAGUGGAUGAUAUAAACUCCGACGCCAUGAUUCUGAAUGGAACUAAGCUUAAUAUUUCAAUACUGGACACCAAAUUAUCCACUGGAUUCCUAGGAAUCAUGGCUUCAUUAAGAUUAAUGGAGAAUGAUACUGUGGCCAUAAUUGGUCCACAGUUCUCGGUCAUGGCUCAUGUGAUUUCACAUAUUGCAAAUGAGAUUCAAGUGCCUCUACUUUCAUUUGCAGCAACAGACCCUACACUGACUUCACUGCAGUUCCCAUAUUUUGUUAGAACAACACAUAGUGAUUUGUAUCAGAUGACUGCUGUGGCAGAAAUUGUUGAUCACUUUCAAUGGAGAGAUGUUAUAGCCAUAUACGUUGAUGAUGAUCAUGGAAGAAAUGGGGUAGCUGCCUUAGGGGAUAAGCUAACAGAGAAACGUUGUAAAAUAUCAUAUAAAGUACCCUUUAGGCCAAAUAACAUAACCCGAGAAGAAAUAAACAGUGAAUUAGUUAAGGUAGCUUUAAUAGAAUCACGGGUAAUAAUUCUUCACAUAUACUCUACUUUUGGUCUAGAAUUACUUCAUGUGGCUCAAUCACUUGGCAUGAUGACAAGUGGUUAUGUGUGGAUAGCCACAGAUUGGCUUUCUACAGUGCUAGAUUCAGAUCCAUCAUUGUCCACUUCUCCAGCCAUGAAUGACAUCCAAGGUGUUAUCACCUUGCGCAUUCAUACACCAGAUUCAAACAUCAAAAAAACAUUUAUUUCUAGGUGGAAAAAACUGACCCAAAAAGAAGAUCCUAAUCAUGAUCCUUUUGGGUUAAAUAUCUUCGGUUUAUACGCAUAUGACACUGUCUGGGUACUUGCUCAUGCACUUGACGCAAUUUUAAAGGAUGGAGGAAAUUUAUCAUUUUCAAAUGAUUCAAGUUCAAACAUGUUAAAGGGGGACACCCUUCUCCUAGAUGCUAUGGGGGUGUUUGUUAAUGGUAGCAUGUUGCUUAAAAAAAUUUUAGAGGUCAACACAACUGGUUUAACAGGCCAAAUGUUGUUUGACUCAAAUGGAAAUUUAAUGCAUCCAGCAUAUGAAAUAAUUAAUGUGAUAGGAACUGGAAUUAGGAGGAUUGGUUAUUGGUCUGAAACCUCUGGUCUCCACACUGGUGAAGCUCCUAAUCAUUCCAAUUCUAGUGAAGGACUAUAUGGUGUCAUUUGGCCUGGUCAAACAACUCAAACCCCACGUGGUUGGACUUUUGGCACCAAUGGAAGACAAUUGAGAAUUGGGGUGCCACUUGAAGUUAAUUUUCGUGAGUUUGUGUCGAGAAUUGAGGGAACUGACAUGUUUGGUGGUUAUUGCAUAGAUGUGUUUACUGCUGCUCUAAACUUGUUGCCUUAUCCGGUUCCAUUCAAGUUUAUUCCAUAUGGUAAUGGUAAAAUCAACCCGUCAAGUUUAGAACUUCUUCAUUUGAUGACAAAUGGUGCCUUUGAUGCUGUGGUGGGGGACAUUACCAUUACUACAAACCGAGCUAAGAUAGUGGAUUUUACACAGCCAUAUGUUGAGUCUGGGCUAGUUGUUGUGGCACCUAUCAAGAAGUUGAAAUCUAGUGCUUGGGCUUUCCUCACACCAUUCGCUCCAAUCAUGUGGUUUGUGACAGGAAUGUUUUUCUUGGUGGUGGGAGCUGUGGUGUGGAUUUUAGAGCGUCGCAUAAAUGAUGACUUUAGAGGCCCUGCCAGAAGACAAUUAGUCACCAUUAUCUGGUUUAGCUUCUCAACCCUAUAUUUUGCACAGAGAGAGAAAACUGUGAGCACCCUUGGUCGUUUUGUGCUUAUCAUAUGGCUGUUUGUGGUAUUGAUACUGAACUCAAGCUAUACUGCAAGCUUGACCUCCAUACUAACCGUGGAACAGCUCUCUUCCCCAGUUAAGGGAAUUGAAAGCUUAGUAACAAGCAACGAACGCAUUGGUUUCCAAAGGGAUGCGUUUUCUGAAAAUUAUCUGACUGAUGAGCUAAACAUACACAAGUCAAGGCUUGUUCCUCUAACCUCCAUAUCAGAGUAUGAAAAGGCCUUGAAGGAUGGACCAGCUAGUGGUGGUGUUGCUGCAAUAAUAGAUGAGCGUCCAUACAUGGAACUCUUCCUAUCAACUAGAUGUGAAUUUAGUAUUAUUGGUCGAGAGUUCACUAAGAACGGAUGGGGAUUUGCCUUCCCAAAGGACUCUCCCUUAGCAAUUGACAUGUCCACUGCGAUCCUAAAACUAUCAGAGAAUGGUGACCUUCAGAGAAUUCACGACAAAUGGCUAACAAGAAGAGCUUGCAGCUCACAGGGUGCAAAAGAAAGCAUUGACAGACUUGAGUUAAAAAGCUUUUGGGGUCUGUUCCUACUGAGUGGUGCAGCAUGCUUCAUUGCUCUCCUUUGCUAUGUUACAAGAAUGGCCUACCGUUUUAGCAGACACUCAAAUACUAACCUUGAGGGCUCAUCAAACUCUACUCGUCUUCGAUCAUUUAUUUCCUAUGUCAAUGAAAAAGAAGGGGAAGACAAAAUAUGAGGCAUAACCUAUAGAAAGGUACUAGUGCAUGAACAUGGAUAUUUUGAUGACACGUGUGUUGGUGCAUGCCCAUGUUGAAAAUAAUGCCACUACCAAAGGUUAAGUACCAAAACCUGUGCUAUAGGUGUAGUUACACCAAUGACACCUAAUGUCUGGGAUCACCAGGUAAGUCAUGAUGACUUUAUGAGUGUGAUUAAAUCACUUGAAUGAAUGUUUACCAGCAGAUUACUCUGCACUUUUCUUCAUAACAAUAUCCAUGAAUGUUAUUAGAAGGUUUCCAACUAUUUUUUUUUAUUUAUCUAUCAGCAAAUGACAGACCUAUUAUAUUAUAAUAGAAGUGAA